Molecule: messenger RNA, 6941 nt
Organism: Eleginops maclovinus (Patagonian blennie)
Lineage: Eukaryota; Metazoa; Chordata; Actinopteri; Perciformes; Eleginopidae
Product: kinesin-like protein KIF26A
Exons: 16
Coding region: 1-5472 (1823 amino acids)
Biological process (GO): microtubule-based movement
Molecular function (GO): microtubule motor activity; microtubule binding; ATP binding
Source: RefSeq, a predicted model, not a curated record
AUGUACUCGCAGUACUGGAACACGGCCCGGGCACAAAGACCGGACUACAGGAGAUACACAGUGGUGGAGGGGGGGGCGCUGCUUCCUCUGGGCUUCAGGAAGCGGAUUCGCUCGGAAGGAGAGGAAAACGAGGAGGCGACCGGCUGGGCAGUGCGACCGAACCCUGAAGGCCAGCAGGAUCAGGAUCGGGAUCAGGAUCAGUAUCGAGCGUCACAGCUGAACAGAGAAGCUGCUGCUCUGAGCGACUACACGGCGCUGAAGGACGUGGCAUAUUCUUCCCUCCUGUUGGAUGAACUCCAGAGGCCCCCUACCUACCAUGGUCCUGAGGCCUCCCUCCCCAGGCUGAGACGCCUCGCUCUGGGCUCCACGGGGGGGAUGACCUCCGACCCCGACCCCCCGGUGAAGCAGCAGCGAUGGUCAUUCGAUGACCAUCAGAGGGGCAGAGUUUACAGCACCUACCUGGGCGGGGCCAAAUGGCAGGCUACGCCCCUCCCCCUGAGUGCUCAGCUAGAGGGGAUGUGGAGGGUCCGCUGCUGCACACCUGGACUACAGGACACUACGGCUGCAGGAGGCGUGAAGCCUGCCGCCCACAGCAUCGCCACCCAAACCUGCCGCCCGCCGUCUGCUGCCGCCAACUUCUUUAACAGGGCGGCUCAGAAGCUCAGUCUGUCCCGCAGGAAGAAGUCCCCAUCAGGCCCCGGGGCCUCCUCCCCCCCCGGCGAGGCCCCUGGGCCCCUGCUGUACACCGGGGGCUUCAGCGGGGCCCUGCAGCUCUCCCCCCCCGCCGUCCCACCAUGCCUCCUCCGGGCCGGCACCAAGGUCAAGGACACGCCAGGGAUGGGGAAGGUCUGGGUCAUGGUGCGGGUUUGUUCGGGCCUCAGCGAGUCGUCCGACUCCAUGUCUCUGCUGAAGCUGGAUGGCAGGAAGAAGCUGCUGACGCUCUGCGAUGCAUCGGACGGACCUAGACGACCCAGAGCUCCAAAGACCUUCACCUUCGACAACAUCUUCUCCCAGGAUGCAUCACAGGCUGAGGUGUGUUCGGGGGCUGUGGCUGAGGUCAUCCAGUCGGUGGUGAAUGGAGCAGACGGCUGCAUCUUCAGCUUCGGACACGCUAACCUGGGUAAGACGUACACCAUGAUUGGUCGGGAUUGCUCCACCCAGAGUCUGGGCGUGGCCCCCACAGCCAUCUCCUGGCUCUUCAAGUUGAUGGAAGAUCGGCGGGAGAAGUCCGGCGCUCGCUUCUCUGUCAGGGCGUCGGCUGUGGAGAUCUCUGGCCACGAGGAGAAACUCACCGACCUCCUGGCCGACCUCGCCUGCUCCUCGGCGGGGGGCCAGCAGGAGGCACUGGGCCCCGCCGUGUCGCUGAGAGAAGACCCCCUUUGUGGAUCCCAGCUGCAGAACCAGACGGAGUUGUGGGCGUCCAAUGCGGAGCGAGCAGCGUUUCUUCUGGACGUCGCCGUGGCAGCGAGGGGGAACAGCCGGUUGCCGAACGACCAGGAGGCCCGCAGGAACUCGCACUUCCUGUUUACUCUGCACCUCAGCCAGGAGCGAAAGGACAACAAGGCGGCAAUGUGUGGCGGGAGUCGUCUCCACCUGCUGGAUUUGGGGAGCUGUGAGACGGACAUCAGCAGGACGAGGGAGGGGGGGGGAGGUCAGUGUCUGUCUCUGUCAGCGCUGGGAAACGUCAUCCUCGCCCUCGCCAACGGGGCCAAACACGUCCCCUACAGGGACAGUAAGCUUGCCAUGCUGCUCAGGGAAUCUCUUGGCAACAUCAACUGUCGAACCACCAUGAUCGCCCACAUCUCCGACUCCCCGCUGAACUACAUGGAGACGCUGACCACCGUGCAGCUGGCCUCCCGCAUCCACUGCAUGAGGAAGAAGAAUUCCAAGAAUGCCUCCAGCUCAUCCGGGGGGGACAGUUCCUGCGAGGAAGGCCCUUCACAUCGACCUCCUCAUCCUCGACCCCUCCACCCCAAAAUCGUGGCGCUCGCCCCGGACACGCCCCUGCUGCUCUCCAGCGACCCCGACUACUCUUCCAGCAGCGAACACUCCUGUGACACUGUAAUCUACGUCGGGCCCGGGGGGGUGGCCAUCUCGGACCGAGAGCUGAGUGACAACGAGGGACCACCGUCCUUCAUUCCCAUCGUCCCCUCCCUGAACAAAAAGCGAGUCAAAGAUGCUCCCAGGGCUGACGGCCAACACCUGAAGUGCAACACGUUUGCAGAGCUGCAGGAGAGGCUCGACUGCAUCGACGGGAGCGACGGCCCGGCCACGCUCAGCCCGGAUGCCAAAGCAAACCAAGCGGUGCUCCGGAUUCAAGCUUGGUAUAAGCCAACAGAGGCUACGUCCCCACCCAAAUCGGAAGAGAUUUCCUCCCCCGGGCUCUUAGAAAGCACAACCACAUCUACAACUAAGCCUGAUCAGGAUCAAUCCGAAUUCCCCUCAGCCAGCCGCCUCGUGAAGACUUCCAACCGGACAAGUGCGGCUGGGGAGAAACCUAAAGGCACCACCUCUCAGUCAUCUGUGGUAAAGCAAGGUGGGGCUUUUUCCCGGGAAUCUGAGCCUGUUGUGCGAGAGAAAACCUACUUUAGAGGAGGGGUUCCCAAGCCCUCAGCCUGCCCGUCAUUACCCAGGACAUCAAGGGAGACAUCUCAGCCUGCGGAGGUUGUAGGUACGACCCCCCCUGUGGGAAUGAGUCAACAAGCACUGAGGCAUGGCCAACCGCUGGGCUCCCCCAACAUGGAGAGGGCCCACAAUCUCCAGGCUGCUCUGUUGGGAAGAUGCCUCAACAGGGAUUUUCUGAGGACUAUGGUGACUCUGCAGCAGCCUGUGGAGUUGAAUGGGGAGGAUGAGCUUGUGUUCACAUUCGUGGAAGAGCUUCCUCUUGGUCUUGUCCCAGACAACAGCCGCCCCUCCAACCUCCUUAGCUUCAACAGCGACUGCUCUCUGCGGGCGUCUCGGCCUGUAAGCAUCAUCAGCAGUAUCAACGACGAGUAUGAUGCUUACACAUGUCUACAGGGAGCGGUGGAACCUGGGGAUGAUGCUGGCACUGUGACGUUAUCCCAACAUGACGGCAAGCAGUCAACUGCUGUUUCAUGGCCAAUUGAAGGGAGUGCUGAUUCAGCAGGAAGUGAAGACCCUCGGUCACCAAGCAGGCCUUUCUUAAGGGACAGAAACAUCUCUCCAGAGUUUGCACCCUUGCUUACCUCGCCAAGUGUACUUCAUAGGCUGAUGUUGCAGCCGGGCUUCAAGAGCUCCCUGAAUGACAGCGGGUUCUGUUUCUCAGAGCUCGACAGUGACCCGGCCACUCCAAACAAACAUUCUUUUACCAAGUCCUUUCCAUCCCCCACCUCAAUCAAAGCCUCUCUGAAGGUGCGAGCCAGUACCCUGAACCCUUCAGUGACAGAGCAGAUUCCCCAUCAUGCUGCCGAUGCCAGUCUUCCCAGGAAAAACAUGCCUACUCCCUCCACAGCAGUGGACUGUAGCCGACAGGAAGACAGACACAGUGAGUCUUUGCUUCUGGGAGGAAGUCACUUCCAUCCCACAGAGUUUCUUUCUGAAGGUAAGCCUCCAAGAAGUGGCACAAGUACUGUUUCCUCUAAAAGGCCUGGAGGGAGUAGUAUACCUCGCCCACCAAAGGCUCAAAUAUUCUCUUCAGCUCACAGGGUUGUGGAUGGUUGUGAAAAGUCCAACAGCAGGAGAGGAGAAACUCUCAUCAGGCUGCCACGACUCACCCGAGGUGCAACCUCUCUGGGAACCAUUUCUGUCCCCCAAACAUGCGAAUCAAGAUGGGGUCAUGAGGGCCCUUCCCUGACGGGCACCCUGAGGUUUUUAUCCCUAGGAAAAAAGUCUCACGGGCAGAAAAGCAACAUGUUCUUCAAGUCAGGAUCUCGAAACACCUCCCCUGCUGCGCCACUAGUCAGACAGUCAAAUCAAGAUCUACAGACUGCACAUUUUCCAAGCAGUGAGUUUGAAAAGUCCUCGUUCCCUAAAAACUCAACCUCAGGAGAAGAGCUCAACCCCAGGCUGCAAGCAGAGUCAUUCAGUCACAGGAGUUUAAAGACUGAACACAGCCCUGCCAGGAUGUCUUCCAGCCCGAAGACACACGGGGCCAAAGCCGAGUCCGGCAGGCACUACGGGAGUCUGGUGGCUCUGGAGAGGGGUAAUGUUCUAAACCUUUCUGGGUCCAGGCAGAACAGCGCUGCUACCUUAGGAGGUGACAGCACUCUCAACAGACACGGGGAUCGAGCGUCCACCCCUGCUUCCUCUCCCCAGGUUCCUCCUGUGUUCUCGAUCACAAGCAAACAGGGGCAGGUCAAAGGCAACGGCAGCCCUCGAGCAGCAGUCCCUGGUGGAACCAAAGUUCGAACUCUGUCGACCAGCAGCAAGAGCCUGAGCUCCUCUCCUAAACCUCUUGGUAAUGAACCUGGAUGCAACACCAGCUUGCCUCCUACCGGUAAGUCCCUCACUAGGUUGGGGGCAGGGGCUAGUGAGGGACACAUCGAGGGCACAAAGCAGGCCCUCAGCAGGGCUGCUAACAGCCGCGUAAGCGAGCUAGCUACUGGUGGCCAGAGGAAGCAGCUCAGCAGGGGGCCUGAAGGAACAGGAAGUGGUGGCACUGACAGCAGGACCAGUAGUGUGAGCGGGUUGCCAAACAACUCGCCGCUACCAUCCCCUUACAGCAAGAUCACGGCGCCUCGGAGACAGCAGCGCUACAGCAGCGGCCACGGUAGCGGCCACGGUAGCGACAACAGCAGCAUCCUGAGCGGAGAGCUGCCGCCCGCCAUGGGCCGAACUGCCCUGUUCUACCAUAGUGGGGGGAGCAGCGGCUACGAGAGCAUGAUCCGGGACAGCGAGACCACGGGCAGCACCUCCUCAACGCAUGACUCCAUGAGCGAGAGUGGGCUGUCCAAGUCCAACAGAAGCAGAGUUUCUAAAUCGCCCAAGAAGAGAGGAAACGGUUUCCUGCGGCGGCGCCUGAUCCCGGCCCCCCUCCCUGACCCCUCCUUGCUGGGCAGGAGGGCGGGGGGGCAGUGGGCGGACCAAAAGGAGCCGUUUGAGAUCAAGGUCUACGAGAUCGACGACAUGCAGCGACACCAGAGGAGGAGGGAGGCAGCUGUCCUCUCUCUGCAGCCGUUUCACCACAUGGAGGAGGGUCUGAUCUACUUCAACGGGCGGCUUAGGAUGCUGGAAAAGCAGCAGCAGCAGAUCAGGGAGCUGAGCAGCAAACACCGGCAGCUGAAGGAGGAGCUGGAGGAGGCCAAGAGCCGGCUGAGUCUCCCCCCCGCCAAGUGGACGGGACAGUUUGAGGUGGACCAGGACCUGGACCGGGGAUCUCAGGAGUUCCUGGAGGCUCUGCUUCAGACCACAGAAGUUCUGCAGGACUGCGUCAGCCUCUGCAAGUCCCGCGUCAUGAUGGAGACGUGUUUCGACGUCGCCGCGCAAGACGAGCAGUGGGAGGUCGGGGUGUGAGAGGAUGCGGCUGUGGGUCAGUGCACUCACCUUCAGAUCAGGGGAGCACCGGUUCAACCCCUGGGCGAGACACACCCACACUGGUCCUGAGGAUGGUCCCCAGUAUUGAGAGUAGGAUGCUUUGAGUACAGACUCUAAUAAGCAGGGUGUAAUAAUGUGAGGGGGGGCAGGUGUACUAUGAGAGCUGGAUACUGCUGUAACUCCUGAGGAUCAACCCUGUGGUCAUUGAGAGUCAGGUCCUGUAAUCCCGAGAGGCGAGACCCAGCUGUGGCCUCCGCAGUUGGCUCGUUGUUAUUUGUGCCCAGUUUGAGGUUAUAAACCACAUGUUGAUUAAACUUCCUUUUCUUUUGUGGCAAGAAGGAGCCAGCUUUAAAUAUUUAGAACGCUGCUGUAAAGAGUUCAUACUGGGGAGUUUGUUUAUGUAAAGAAAUAACCCUCUGAUUUACAGACAACUCUUUCCCAACGUAUGUCAAUGGGGAGAGGCAUUUUUGGGUCCAAUGACAUCACAGACUACAACAGGAGUGUAGUACCACUGUUUAGCCACUACUCUUCCUGGGGGGUAUCGAGCUCUUAUCAUGCAAACAUGGUGUCCAAUGGGGGGCAAAGGGAGGGUUUGAAAAGACGGACGGCGAGGUGAUGAACAAAAACACAGACAUCCUUCAGAUCUGCAGAAAACAUGGGACAGCCUCUUCCAUUCACACAGCAAAACUCAAGCCACCACCUCGGUACAGAGACUGAAGCGGAGCGGAAACCUCGUCUGGAGAAGUGCUCAUGGAAGUGCCUUUAUAUUUACUGUCUAGUUUAACGCGUUUUUGUUUUUGUUUGUCAUGUCUGGUUCUUUUGGUGCUGAUGUUAGGGAGAGGAAUCUCCCUUCCUCCCAGAGUAAGACUUCAUUUGUAGUCGUGCCUCUAGGUUACAGGUAAUCAGUUCAACGGUGUUAGGAUCUCCGGCCCCUGGCCCCACAGGAAAACGGGCUCAUAUGUAAACUUAUGUAAAACUGACAGAAAAGACCUUCAAACUGAACCCCUUGUAGACUGUGAAACCUCAAUAUAUGAGACAUAAACAGAUUGCUAGUAUUUAUUUAUUUGUGUGUCACUUCCUGUCCCCUGGUCUGGAAGUCAAUGGUUUCUGAAUGUGUGUUUGGUUGUUCUCCUGAAAUAAGGUCUGAGGUUAACACGAGCUGAGGAGGUUUUAUCACAAAAGCCCCGUUGGUUAAACCCCUGGAGGAUCCAAGGACUCGUGUUGAGAGCUCUCUCUUUCUGAAGCGGCUGCAUGAAGCGUGUUCAUCCUGGUUCUUAAAGCGUGAUCCUCUGCAUUGAGUCUGUGUUCCUGAGGUGUAAAGAACAGACCCUUCAUUUAUGUCCUUUUUCUAUGGGUUUUGUUACUGUACAGUUUUCUAAUGAUUCGUAAAGAACAGAUUGAUUGUUGAGCAGAGACGAACUGUGAUGUGAAUAAAGAUUAGAGCUACA